UAUGCUCUUCUGUUGAACAUCUCAACAUGGAUUACCGAAUUCUGUUCCUGACGGUUUUAACUAUUUACUGUGUGGAUGGGCUUGUCGAAUAUUCUACAGAAGACACAGCCGCACGUGGCCUGUUCAGAAUUUGGCAGAUCGAAAAUGGUAAGGCAUACCGCACGGCAUAUGAGACAGAAGGAAAGUUCCGUAAAUUCAAGGCGAACCUUGAGAUCAUCAAUGCGCUCAACAGAAUGCACAGUGGAGAAACUGAGUUCGCCCUGAAUCAGUUUGCUGAUCUGAGCACCACAGAAUUCCGAACGAUGAUUCUAAUGCCGAAAAAAACACCACCAAAGUUUAAAUCUCAUAGGUAUGUUGAGGAGCACGUCACUGACCCCCUUCCGGAAGCUUUCGACUGGAGACAAGAAAAGAAAGUCAUCACUUCUGUGAAGAAUCAAGGAAGCGCCGGGACAUGCUGGGCGUUCAGUACGGUAGGAAACAUUGAAGGUCAGUGGGCAAUGAUGGGCAAACCACUCACUAGCUUCUCCGUGGAGCAAAUUGUCGAAUGUGAUGGCUUCCAGGAUACCAAAAAUAACAAGGCAGACUGUGGCGUGUUUGGAGGGUGGCCCUAUCUGGCGUACGAAUAUGUGAAGAAAACGGGUGGACUUGAAACCGAGGAGGACUACCCAUAUUGCUCCGGUGGAGGUGGGGCUAAGGGGACCUGUUACAUCUGCCCGGCCCCUGGCUACAAUAAGACUCUGUGUGGGCCCCCGGUCACGUGGUGCCUGAAGAACGAGAGCUGUGAGGCGAAGGUGGACCGGUCCAAGUUUGUGGCGGGUCUUCAGGUGGUUGACUGGAAGGCCAUCAGCCAGAAUGAGACUGUGAUUGCGGAUCAACUGAUGAAAAUUGGUCCCCUGUCCGUUGCUCUGGACGCCACUCUCUUACAGUUCUAUCACCGAGGAGUGUUUAAUCCGCCAUUCUGUGACCCAAAAUCACUUGACCAUGCUGUCCUAUUGGUUGGUUUCGGGGUUGAAAAAGGACUGUUUGAAAAGAAACCCUACUGGAUCAUCAAGAAUUCAUGGGGCCCAAAAUGGGGCCAGGACGGAUACUUCUUCAUCAAGCGUGGAGGCGGCACGUGUGGUAUCAAUACGCAGGUCACUACAGCUAUUCUUAAGGCUUGACCAAUGAAAAAACCGCUGUGACUCGAUCUGCGCAACAUUCAGAUUGAAAGCAGAUAUAUUUGAUGUAAUGUUUAACAAUACAUGCAUCUAAAACGCUUUAAAUCCAGGUGUAGUUAAUUGAAAAAUAUGUUUUAUGUAUUUUUUAAAGUCAUCA
Molecule: messenger RNA, 1314 nt
Organism: Liolophura sinensis
Lineage: Eukaryota; Metazoa; Mollusca; Polyplacophora; Chitonida; Chitonidae
Product: cysteine proteinase 1-like
Exons: 11
Coding region: 27-1160 (377 amino acids)
Biological process (GO): proteolysis
Molecular function (GO): cysteine-type peptidase activity
Source: RefSeq, a predicted model, not a curated record